CAUCUCAAACUCGCGCAUUGGAGGAAAACCACUUGCAGUAAAAAGUGACAUGUUUGGUGAUUUUUCCAUUCACUUACAUGUAUUUUUUUGUCUCAUAUUUGGUGCUGGAGUAUCAUAUUGUCAACAUGCUUUGACAACACCAAUGACUUUUGCCGAUGUCAAAGAAUGCCCUUUUUUACUUCUUACACCAUCCAAUCUUCACAUCGAUGCCGGGAAAAGAGCGACAUUUGCUGUGGUGGAGGAAGCUAAAUUGGAACCUAUUCUAGAGGCGAGAUGGAUAUACAGUCAAAACAGAUACUACAUCGAGAACUCUUACUAUUAUCACAGUUAUUCUUAUUAUCGCCGUUAUCUAAAAUACGUCAAUAAAUCAGAAGAAAGGUUUCAAGAAAGCAAACUUUUACCAACCCCCAAACUUGUGAUACAUGAUGCAGAUAUUGACGACACAGGCUAUUACGGUCUUGAAGUAAGGAUUGCUGAAGGGUGGUGUACAAGUAAAGCUGUCUUUUUGGAAGUCAGAGGAAUUUUGCAAUACCAUGAUCCUUGCAAUAGAAGUCGAGAGUGUGACAGUUGGAAACAUGCUUUACUUUGCUCGCCUGUCUACGAGGAGUGCCUGUGCAGUAGUGGUUACUAUCAUCGGAAUCAGACAUGUUACUGGGGAUCUUAUCUGGGGCCGAAUGCCGUAAGGUAUAUCAUUACAACAUCAAGUAUCAGUGUAAAUUGGACAAAACCAUACAGAGACUCGGACCUCAUACAGUCUUACAGCGUAGAACUCAGAGAUCGGCAAAAUUCAACUUUGAUUGCAAACGAGUCUGUUGGAAAUUUGACCAGUCACACAUUUAACUCGUAUUUUAUUCCCGGUGCCAUAUACGAUUUUUAUAUCAUCUCUAUCGCAUUACUUAGUGAUCCAGUGGAAAUCUUUAAAGAAAGAAGUGGUCCAUGGAUAUUUAUUGUUGAGCCUCUUCCUCCCGGACCCCUUGACAGCAAUGCUAGCAAUUUCCACCCAGAACAUCUAUUUCUCGAGUGGACUGUUCCAGGAAACAACACGCUGGUACGCUAUUACAGAGUUACAAUUGACUUGUUCUAUGAUUAUACAAAAUAUAACAAUAUAACCUGGCAACAAAGGUUGGAACCUGGAAGGAAUUACACAGUUACUAUCGUGACAAUGAGCUGUGAUGACUACUACGAUGAACUCCACCGAUAUUACUACGAAAAUAAUCACUGCACGGGGAAGGAUAAGAGCAUUAACUAUCAGGAGCAAAUAAUGACUCUGCGCACACCCACUUUAAACAUUACCUCAGAAGAAAAUGUCACUUCGCCAUACCUUUCUACAUUGAAAAUAACGGCUGAAGUUAUAGAAAAAAUUAACUUCCCACCUGCAACGAAGGUGAAGUGGCAAAAAUUAAGAAAUGGAAAUGUGACGGAUAUAGACAUAAAAGAGGGGAGAUACAAUGGCAGCACUGAGGAUUUAAGUAGCCCCUUAUUGGUCAUCAACAGAGUGGACUUUGACACAGAAAAUGGUUCAUCUUAUCAAUGUCUGGCACUUAAUUCAGAGGGAUGGGGAUCGAGUCUGUCUAUGGUUAACGUCACAGUAGUUGGAAGCCUUAAGUUUCAAGAGCAGUGUAACAGAUCGAGGGAGUGUAUUCCAGAUAUUGGACUGGAGUGCCGAUCAAACCAAUGUCUGUGUAAUUCUUCCUUUUAUCAUAAAGACUCAAUCUGCUAUAACAGAAACGCAUUACAGGCACAGUCAAUUCAAAUAGAAAGUUCGACAUGCAAUAUUUCAAUAAAGUGGGAUCCACCUUCACAGGAUGGACAUCUGAUAUCGGGAUAUCAGAUACUCUGGCAGGAAAACAGUUUUGGCUCCUGGAUGCUACCAGAAAACGUCUCCAUUGGAAAUCAAACAGAGUACACAACCCCAUGUAGCCUACGGCCUGGACGCCUGUAUAAAAUCCAUAUCAGAUCCGAAUUUCAACUGAAGAACCCAUCGCAGAUCAUCUAUGUCGACUCCUAUUCCAGUGAAUCCGAAGUUAUUUUGGCACCGAUGCCACCAGGACCUCUGACUACAUUGAGCAAUUAUUCCGCGGACAACCUGUACUUGAGAUGGAAUGAUUCCGAAAAUAAUAGUUUUGUAAACCGUUACAAAGUGAUGAUAAACGGCCAUGAGCAAAUGACAGAGGGGGCAGUUCCAGAGAUAUCUUGGGAAGAAUUGUUAGAACCAUUCACCAAAUACAACGUUACUAUCACAGCAAUAAGUUACGGUUAUACAACUAACUAUCCUUGGAAUGGAACAAGAGAAAGUUCUUCCUCCGAAUAUGAGAUUAAAACACAUGAAAGUCGGUAUAGUGGAGAUGCUUACAUUCCAUACGGCAAUGAAGAUUUCAUUCUUACUGGAGAUGAAAAGAUUAGUCAAAGACUGAAUUCACCAACAACUGUGUACAUUGGAAAUGGGACAGAAGGAGGAUUCACCUUUGUUACAAUUGGUACAAAUGGUAUCAUCGGUCUGGGGGAAGAAUUUAAUAGCGCUGACGUGCACGAAUUGGAUUAUAAAAAAAUGAAAAACAGAAAAAUUAUUUGUCCAUUCUGGGUGGAUUUGAAUUCCUCAGACUCACAUGCAAAAGUGUAUUACAACGCAUAUAAAAGAGUAAAAGAUGAAGAUACAAUCGAUUCCAUGUUUAUGCAAAAAGCAGAUGGUAUUGUGAAGAAAUAUUUUAAAGAUUAUAAAGAUUUCAAAGCUACAUGGCUUGUCAAAGUUACAUGGCAGAAUAUGUCACUAAUCUCAAACAGCCAACAGAAAAUUACAGUUCAGUGCCUUCUGAUAACGGAUGGCGAGAAUACCUUCGCGGUGUUCAAUUAUCUAGAUGUCAAUUUGAAUCCUGUCAAGAAGCUCAAAAUUGUAAUGGGAUACAGAUAUAAAAAAUUUCUCAUUAAAAAUCCCUUUUCAAACCAAAAAGGAGCUUUUAAGAUGACCUCGAUGCCUGGAAAUACAGGGGAACCUGGAAUCUGGAUUUACAAAAUGUCUGAGGGUGUGCAGUCUGUAAGAGAUGAGAAGGAAUGUUUUCUUUGGUACACCAAUAAUAAGGACACUGGUCAUCGAUUGUCCUCUAUCCAGUGUCCCUGUGACAACGGUCUACUUCGAUUUGAUCCACGUUACGAAAUUAACAGACUUGUUAAAAAAAAAAAUAAUAGACUGCUGUGUUAUGCCUCAAUGACGAUAGGAAGAAAUACUGAAUGUUGCUAUAAAAUGUAUGCUGACACAGCACAUUUGGGACCAUUAGAACGUUCAGAACCAUUAGCAGGGACCGUGUUAAAGUAUAAUCCAUUUUUUGAACGAUUCAAAUACAGCAACUAUGAUAUGAAACCUAGAAACCAAUGUUGUAAAACGGGGCAUUGCGAUUGGUAUUACGAACUGCGUCCCAUUCCACAAUGUUACGUGAGAUCUCCUUUCCAACCAGGGAUAAAUUUUGGCGAUCCGCAUAUCACUACACUUGAUGGAAAGAACUAUACAUUCAAUGGUUAUGGUGAAUACACAAUGAUGAAAAUAAAUACUAGUGAAAUGACAUUUGAUCUUCAAGCAAGGACUGAUUUAGCAAGUACGGAAAAUGGAACAACUACAAAUGCAACAAUAUUUAGUGCCUUCGUUGCACAGGACCAAACUGGUUCAAAAGUACAGGUCGAAAUGUCUCGCGAUAAAAAAGGAAUGAUUAUCAAAGGAAACGAAAUAGAUCUGACAACCAAAUUUGACAAUGCCAACUAUUCUUUCCUGACGCAAAAUUUAUCGCUGCGUUGGCAAAAUCAAUCCAUUUCUGCCACUUUUCUUAAUUCUGGCAUAACUAUUAAAGUCAGCAUUGGAAAGCGAUUUUUGAUUUGUGAAACCCUUGUCAACGAAAUGUACAAGACACGAACGUUAGGCUUAAUGGGAAACUUUGACGGAAAUGCAACGAAUGACUUUAUCCUCCCUGAUGGCACAGUGCUAAGUGAAAAUGAAACCAAAACUGAGAGACUCAUAUUCAAUAACUUUGGUCAGAAAUGGUCCGUAGAGAACCGUUCUCUGUUUCAAUAUGAUGACGGACUGACUUUCAAGAACUUCUCACAUCCUGAAUUUGUGCCGAUAUUUACCGACGAAGUAGACAAUGCUCGUAAGCAAGAAGCCGAGAAAAAAUGUGGUCCAAAACCUUCCCAAGCCUGCAUUUUUGACUAUCUUGCAACAGGGGAUAUAAGUCUUGCUGAAUCUUCUGGGAACAAAGCAAAAGAAUCUAAAUCAGACCUUUCAAUAAUUGAAAAUGAAACUCCGCAACUCUCGGGAAAUACCACCAUACACGUUGAAGUUAACAAGGAAGCGAAACUGAUCUUUAAUGCUUCUGACGAUGGAAUAAAUAAACCAAAGUUAAAACUACAAAAGCAGCCUGCAAAUUUUACCCUGAACAAUAUCACUGCAACAUGGACACCAAGCAAUUUCAGUGCGGCCGAAAUAAGUUUAAUAGCAGAAGAUGAUAAGGGUGCACAAUCUGCAUCACUGGAUAUUACAAUUGUUCUAUGUCCCGGUUGUGAAAACGGGGAAUGUGACUUUGAAAACAGAAUAAAAACAGAAGUUAAGAGAUUUUUUGAAGCACCUUGUAAGUGUGAUAAAGGAUAUACAGGAGAAACCUGUGCAGAUGACUCUGAUGCAUGUCUUCAAAGCCCGUGUCCUCAUGGUAGAAACUGUACUGAUCUAACUCCAUCAGAAGAAGUCAGACUACAACGCGGAUAUAACUGUUCAGAGUGUCCAACGGGAUUUAAUGAAAUUGACAAUAAAUGUCGAGAUAUUGAUGAAUGUGUAUCUAGUAAAGAGGUUUGCGAUCCUACAACAGAGACCUGUGAGAAUACAGAAGGGGGAUUUAUCUGUAAUUGUGUUUCAGGCUACAGGAAAUCGAAUAACGCUUGCAUUGACGUGAAUGAGUGUCAGGAAGGACUUGCAAAAUGUGAGCAAAAAUGUACAAAUACUAAAGGAUCAUUCAACUGUAGUUGCCAUGCAGGCUAUGACUUGAACAUAGAUGGAAAAAAAUGUGAUAAAACAGAAACUGAUCCUUGUAAAAACACUUCGAAAAAGUGUGAAUACGCAUGCAUUUCUGAAAACGGCAAUUUUCAAUGCAUUUGUAUGAAUGGAUAUCGGCUUGAAGAAAAUGGUAACAACUGCACAGAUAUUGAUGAAUGUGAUAACACCCCAACAUGUGAACAGAAGUGCAUCAACACAGAAGGUUCAUUUGAGUGUGCCUGUAAACCCGGAUUCCAUUUAAAUGAAGACAAAACGUCAUGUACAGAGUGCACUAUACCAAAUUAUGGCGAAAACUGCAGCCAGAUUUACAGCUGUGGUCAGGGUGGGAACAGAUAUGAUCCAGUCAGGGGAUGCAUUUGUAAUGAAGGCUGGAGAGGCAGCGAUUGUAAUGAAGAUAUUGACGAAUGUUUUACAACUCCACAUGUAUGUGGUUUGAGUAAGAUCUGUCAAAAUCUACAGGGCUCGUAUAAAUGUGUCUGUCAGGAUGGAUUUCAACUUCAGGGUGAUGCAUGCACAGAUAUUGAUGAGUGCGUUGACGAAUCGCUGAAUGAUUGCCCACAAUCAACAACAGUCUGCCAAAAUGUCUAUGGGAAUUACACAUGCGAGUGCCAAAUUGGAUACGAAAAAAAUAAAAACGGUGAAUGCAAAGAUAUAGACGAAUGUAAAAAUGGCCGUAGAUGCAGCCAAAUCUGUAACAACGUAGAUGGGGGUUACAAUUGCGGUUGCUACUUUGGUUUUACCUUAGGAAAUGAUCGCAUGACAUGUGAAAAGGUUGGAGACUCGUGUUCUCUUUUCCCCGAACUGAACUGUACUUAUGGUUGUAAAAUACAACACGACAACCAAGGAGUCUGCUUCUGCGAACAUGGUUAUAAACUUGAUGUGGACAAUAGAACUUGUAUAGACAUUAAUGAGUGUGCCUUGAACUCCUCCUGUGAUCACAAUUGUACAAAUACAAAUGGAUCGUUUGAAUGUCAAUGUGCUGUUGGAUUCAAGCUUCAAAAUGAUGGCAAAUCAUGUAGAGAAUGCAGUAAAUUCUUCUACGGCGAGAACUGUCAGAUGCCUUGUAAGUGUGGGAGAGGAGCCAGUACUUGUGACCACAUCAGUGGUUGUCAAUGUAAACCUGGGUGGAAAGGAAACACCUGUGAACAUGACAUCAAUGAAUGUGACCACAAUCCAUGCAAAGGACCUCAUGAAAUAUGUUUAAAUACCCCUGGUUCCUACCGAUGUACUUGUGCUCAAGGGUUUGAUAAUUCGACUGGCAUUUGUGAAGAUACUGACGAAUGUCGAGAUAAAUCACUUUGUCAACAUAACUGUACAAACACAGAGGGAAAUUAUACAUGUAGCUGCAUGGAUGGCUAUAAACUGUCAAACGGAAAGGAUUGCUCAGACAUCGAUGAAUGCAGUACUGCUAAAUGUCAUAACUGCUCAAAUUUUCCGGGAGGAUUUAAAUGCUUUUGUGAUGAAGGAUAUCGAGUUAAUUCCACAUAUUGUCACAAUAUCGAUGAGUGUAAAGAGAAUACCGAUAACUGUUCUGGAAACGCAACAUGCACCGAUACAACUGGUAGUUUUGGUUGUGAAUGUUUCAAUGGAUUUAGCGGCAAUGGAUAUGUUUGCAUAGAAAUUAAUGAAUGUGCCAAUCAUACAGACAACUGUUCAGUCAAUGCCAAUUGCACCAAUACGAUCGGAAGUUUCAGAUGUAACUGUCUCAGUGGAUUUGACGGCGAUGGAUACAACUGUGAAGAUGUCGAUGAGUGUACCAAAUACCAUAACUGUUCUGGAUAUGCAACGUGCGAAAAUACAAUUGGAAGCUAUAAGUGUUCAUGUAACAAAGGAUAUCAGGGCAAUGGAUUUUCAUGUGGAGAUAUUGACGAAUGUAAAGAAAGCAAUGAAUGUUCUCCAUAUGCUCUUUGCAACAAUACUGAUGGAAGUUAUAAUUGUAACUGUAAGGAUGGAUUCAGCGGCGAUGGAUACAACUGCACAGAUAUCGAUGAAUGUGUGCAAGCAAUUCAUAAUUGUUCAGAAAACGCUUCCUGCUCUAACACAAAUGGAUCUUUUCAUUGCACUUGUUUAAAGGGAUUUCGUGGAAAUGGAUAUCUUUGUGAAGAUAUUGAUGAAUGUAAAGAAGACAACAACACAUGUACUCAGAACGCUAUUUGUACCAAUUUGGUUGGAAGCCAUAUUUGUAGUUGUUCUGAUGGUUUUAAAGAAAAUGGACACGUCUGUGAAGACGUUAAUGAGUGCACAGAUAAUAUUCACAAUUGUUCUAAACAUGCGAUAUGCAAUAAUACGAAAGGAAAUUAUGAUUGUUUAUGUAACAUGGGGUUUCAGGGAAAUGGAUAUGUUUGUAAAGAUGUGGAUGAAUGUGCAGCAACUGCAAAUUCAUGUCAUGUGAACGCCACUUGUGAAAACACAGCUGGAAACUACAGUUGUAGUUGUCAAAGGGGGUUCAAAGGAAAUGGAGUCAUCUGUACAGGUAUUUGAAAAACGUCACAAAUAUGAAAUCAACAAA
This is a messenger RNA of Saccostrea cuccullata (small rock oyster), 7538 nucleotides long. RefSeq lists its product as uncharacterized. Bases 50 to 7510 code for a protein of 2486 amino acids. Gene Ontology annotation, molecular function: calcium ion binding; protein binding. The record is from RefSeq and is a predicted model, not a curated record. Lineage: Eukaryota; Metazoa; Mollusca; Bivalvia; Ostreida; Ostreidae. The transcript has 41 exons. Gene Ontology annotation, biological process: cell-matrix adhesion.